Messenger RNA from Ruditapes philippinarum (Manila clam), 1149 nucleotides. Its product is annotated as vesicular inhibitory amino acid transporter-like. NCBI's taxonomy places the organism in Eukaryota, Metazoa, Mollusca, Bivalvia, Venerida, Veneridae. The record is from RefSeq and is a predicted model, not a curated record.
AUGAAUUUAAGAGGCGUUUUGCCAUUGUCUAUCGGAUAUGUCAAGUCUUUUUGCGGAUGUUGCGAUGGCAACGAUGAAGAAAAAAUAAGCUUCGCAAAGUACGAGCGCUUUGAUGACGAUGACCAAGAAAUGCAAGCUGCCAGCGAAUGGGAAACGCUUGAUGAAAAGUCUUUGGAUGCAAAGGAAAUGAAUCUGGAACCCGGUAACACAAUCACGGAAUGGCAAGCGGGUUGGAACGUCACUAAUGCAAUUCAGGGCAUGGUUCAUUGUCAGUUUCCGCAUAUGACUGUACUUCAAGGAGGCUAUUGGGGAAUCUUAGUGAACUGUGCACAGAUUAUUGAGCUUCUGAUGACAUGUAUAUUGUAUGUACUUUUAUUUUCUUCUCGUUUGCAACUUAGAAGGAAAUUCUUGUGCAAUCUUGUAGUAAAAAGUUUUAUGUUUGCUUUGGAAUGCACGCUUAACGGCACGCUUCAGGGUCCGUCACUCUUUUUAAGAAGGCAUUAUAUUAUUCCGUACAUACACUGGGCGGUCUUUCCUUCUCUCUUCCUCGAACAUGGGGAGUGUCGCACGCAAGAAGUGAUUACAAACAAUUUACCAACACAGACAUUUAAAAUUAUUGUAAAUAUCAUUUUAGUAGCCAAGGCAUUGUUGUCUUAUCCACUGCCAUACUUUGCGGCAGUUGAUUUGAUGGAAACCGCUAUGUUCCAAGGACGGGGUAUUUCUGUCUUUCCUUCUUGUUUGAACGAGAAGAAAGAACUAAAAAUAUGGGCAGUGGCAUUAAGAUUCGGUUUAGUUCUGUUUACUAUGUUUCUCGCAAUUGGAAUACCAUAUUUUGCUCUCUUGAUUCGCUUAAUUGGGAGGUAGUUCACCAACGCGGUACAAAUGCAUGCUAAUGCGUUUUUGUUUUUUGGCCAUGUCCAUUUCCAUCUACGUUUAAGAUGGUAUCGGAUGAAGUGGUACGAGAAAACUGCAGAUAUAAUUAUCAUUUUGCUUGGUUUGGUGUUUGGAAGUAUCGGGAUAUAUUACUCUGCGCAUGCGCUGGCACAGGCGGUGCAUGGGUUACCAACCGAUCCGUACAAGACACACAUGCCAGUAGCACCAAAGCUAGUGAAAGUUACCGAAUCAAAGAACGACAAAGUCGGUUUGUAA